AUGGAGCAGUGGUCUCGGGGAUCCCCUCGAGGCUUAACGUACUGGAUCGGCAAUUCCAACUUUUUACUCUACACCACAAGCCCAAGCGAGCUGAAACCUUGUGCUUCCUUCAUAGGCACAGGUCGAGACGUCGGCCACCGGAGAAGCAGUCAUGUGCCCGUGAUUACUGAAUGGCUCAGAGAAUGCCAUGAGAACCACCCUAAUUGCUCUCCAAGUACCGAUGCAGCACUGCCUACUCGCCUCCUCGACAUUGGCAGUGGAUGCGAAGACCUGGUACAGCUCAUUGAAGUAGCAUCUGGUCAGCGGGGACGUUAUACCGCACUCAGCCAUUGCUGGGGUGGCGGGAUCGACAUCCGGACUACCAAGGGUAACUAUGCAUCCCAGAAGAAGGGACUGCGCUAUUGCGACCUCCCUCUGUCGUUCCAGCACGCAACUACCGUUACGAGGGGACUUGGCAUAAGAUAUCUUUGGAUAGAUGCAUUAUGCAUUAUACAAGACAGUCAAAGCGACUGGGAAAUUGAAUCUGGAAACAUGGGGGCUAUCUACCAACAUGCAUAUCUUGUUAUUGGGGCAGAUAUGUCGUCCAACUCUUUUGGGGGAUUUCUUGAUGUCCAAAGCGGUGGAUACAAUGGCGACGGAUGGCCAAUAGCUACGGUUAAUAACGAUAUUAUAUACGCACGAUCAGAGCAUAGCGGCAACAACAACUACGGCGGUGCUCAUCCUCUUUAUAAUGAGCCACUAUCUGACAGAGCCUGGACCUUACAAGAACAAGUGUUGUCGUCCAGGAUGGUUCAUUUUGCCUCCAAAGAGAUGGUAUGGGAGUCAAAGCACUUCCAGGAUCAUGGUGCUGGAGAGUACCUCGCAGGUCUCUGGCGUGAGGAUCUGCCGAUGGGUCUCCUGUGGGAGUAUAGAGGGGAACGAAGUUCUCGUGUAGUCCCAUAUCGAGCACCAUCGUGGUCUUGGGCUUCCGUCAACCUAGAUGUGCGUCCGUACGACGAGAGUGGCGGAUUUACCGAUCACAACAACACACUCAAGAAGGUCUAUGCCAAGGUCAUCGAAGGGAAGUGUAUUCCGGCUGGAAAUGAUCCCUUAGGGGCAGUUUCGGGCGGCUUACUGAGGGUUUCUGCACCUCUAUUGAAGAUGGAAGAUAGCUUAGAUGUCUUGUCCUUGUUCGACUUUCCCGGUGUCCAAGAAGGGAACUUGUUUUGCCUCUUUAUUGGGGAAGUCACUUGUGGAGCAGGUGGAAGCCCUGUCCGUGGAUUGAUCCUGCUGCAGCUAUUUUAG
Fusarium coffeatum is the source of this 1284-nucleotide messenger RNA. RefSeq lists its product as uncharacterized. NCBI's taxonomy places the organism in Eukaryota, Fungi, Ascomycota, Sordariomycetes, Hypocreales, Nectriaceae. The coding region runs from base 1 to 1284 and encodes 427 amino acids. The transcript has 3 exons. The record is from RefSeq and is a predicted model, not a curated record.